AAUUGAGUGAUUCGAUUGUCUGUGUUUAUUCGUUUUAACGUUAUCUCGAAAUGCCUAACGCCAUUGGGAUCGAUCUUGGUACAACAUAUUCGUGUGUUGGUGUUUUCCAGCAUGGCAAAGUGGAGAUAAUUGCCAAUGAUCAGGGUAACAGAACGACACCGAGUUAUGUGGCGUUCACAGAUGCUGAGCGUUUAAUUGGUGAUGGAGCAAAGAACCAAGUGGCUAUUAAUCCAACAAAUACAGUGUUUGAUGCGAAGCGGCUAAUCGGUCGUCGUUUUGAUGAUCCAUCAGUUCAGAGUGAUAUGAAGCAUUGGCCAUUUGAGGUGGUUCAAGUCGGUGGUAAGCUGAAGAUUCGUGUUGAGUAUAAGGGUGAGAAAAAGUUGUUCUCCGCGGAGGAGAUUUCGUCGAUGGUGUUGACGAAAAUGAAGGAGGUUGCUGAAAGUUAUUUGGGCAGGACAGUGAGUGACGCGGUUAUAACAGUUCCUGCUUACUUCAAUGACAGUCAACGUCAAGCAACGAAAGAUGCAGGUGCUAUAGCUGGUCUUAAUGUGUUGAGAAUCAUUAAUGAGCCGACGGCUGCGGCAAUUGCCUAUGGUUUAGACAAGAAGGUUGGUGGUGAGCGUAAUGUGUUGAUAUUUGAUUUGGGUGGUGGUACAUUUGAUGUGUCCAUCUUGACAAUUGAGGAUGGUAUAUUCGAGGUGAAGUCUACUGCUGGUGAUACACACUUGGGAGGUGAAGAUUUUGACAAUCGUCUGGUGGAUCACUUUGUGAAAGAGUUCCAGAAGAAAUUUGGUAAAGACAUUCGUGACAAUAAGCGUGCAUUGCGUCGCCUGAGAACAGCAUGUGAACGUGCGAAACGUACAUUGAGUUCGAGCACCCAAACGAAUCUGGAGAUUGACUCGUUGUGUGAUGGUAUUGAUUUUUACACGUCGAUUACUCGUGCACGAUUUGAGGAGUUGAAUGCCGAUCUAUUCCGUGGUACAUUGGGUCCUGUUGAGAAGGCUUUGCGAGAUGCUAAGAUGGAUAAGGCCCAGAUUCACGAAAUAGUGUUGGUUGGUGGUUCCACUCGUAUCCCUAAGGUACAGAAGCUGUUGCAGGACUUCUUCAACGGGAAGGAGUUGAACAAAUCUAUUAAUCCGGAUGAAGCUGUGGCUUAUGGUGCAGCUGUGCAGGCAGCUAUUCUAAGUGGUGACAAGUGUGAGGCUGUGCAAGACUUGCUGUUGCUUGACGUGGCUCCAUUAUCACUGGGUCUUGAAACGGCUGGUGGUGUAAUGACGGCUCUGAUUAAGCGUAAUACAACAAUCCCGACGAAACAGACUCAAACGUUCACGACGUACUCGGACAACCAGCCUGGUGUGCUUAUCCAGGUGUUCGAGGGUGAGCGUGCUCUGACGAAGGAUAACAAUCUGCUUGGCAAGUUCGAACUCUCAGGUAUCCCACCUGCUCCUCGUGGUACUCCCCAGAUUGAGGUGACGUUUGAUAUAGACGCGAACGGUAUUCUGAACGUAUCUGCUGUUGACAAGGGUACAGGGAAGCAGAACAAGAUAACGAUUACAAAUGACAAGGGCCGUUUGACGAAGGAGGAGAUUGAACGAAUGGUAGCCGAUGCGGACAAGUACAAGGCUGAGGAUGAGAAGCAGAGAGAUCGUGUUUCUGCGAAGAACUCGCUUGAGAGUUAUGUGUACACAAUGAAACAGCAAGUGGAGGGUGAGCUUAAAGAAAAGAUAUCUGAAAGUGAUCGUCAAGUGAUAUUAAGUAAGUGUGAGGAUACAAUUGGUUGGUUGGACGUUAAUCAAAUGGCGGAGAAGCAUGAGUAUGAGAGUAAGCGGGAGGAGUUGGAGAAGGUCUGUGCGCCGAUAAUUACGAAGGUGUACCAGGCUGGUGGUAUGCCAGGAGGCAUGCAUGAAACAGGUGGUGCUGGUGGUGGAAGUGGUAAGGGACCAACGAUUGAGGAGGUCGACUAACCUGUAAUUGUUGUGAUUAAUUAUUUGUUACUUGAAUGAAUUUAGGUUUUAUCUGUAAUGAAUUUUGACUUUUGAUUUUUAUUAGUUGUUGGUUGUUUGAUACAGGGUCAGGGUUUCGUUACUGGCGAAUAGUGAAUAUCGUUGUCUAGUGUCUGGUUGCUCAGUGUAGGAUAGUGAUCGCUCUCUAUCUCGUCCCGCUUGUUAAGUUGAGUGUUGCGAAUCCGUAUGUAUGCGACGUGGCGUUUGUAGCUCAGGACUAUUGGUCGCGAUUUAGGUGGCACGUCGUCUGUUCCUAGUUUAUUAGACCGGCGUUGUUGCGUGCGCGUCAAGAAGACCGAGUGAGUAGUUUGUGUGACUAGGUUCAGCUUGGCCAAUCGGGCUUGGUACGGAAGCUUCGGUAUUCCGGGAAUCAGCUUAAUCGCCGUUCUCUGGACCUUUUCCAGAAGCUCACUGUUUUUUUAAGCAGGGGCUGGCCGCUUGUAUGGAGUACUGAAGUUUAGGACGUACGAACACUUUUACAAAGUCAAAAACGUCUUAGCGUCGACAUGACUAAAAGCCCUACGUAUUGACCAUAACGUUCUAAGACCUUUGGCGGCUAUUGCGCGG
Molecule: messenger RNA, 2570 nt
Organism: Schistosoma margrebowiei
Lineage: Eukaryota; Metazoa; Platyhelminthes; Trematoda; Strigeidida; Schistosomatidae
Source: the annotation of a GenBank genome assembly